GCAAGCCUUAGUUCGCGUCCACUUCAGUCGCCAAUAUGUACACAAACGUGUUGCUUGUGGCGACGGCCCUGGUGGCCUCCUCGGUGGCCCAGGAGCAGUACCGACGAGACCCCCAGACGGCCGCCAUUCUCACCGACGCCCGGUACCUGCAAGGUGACGGCACCUUUGGCGCCGCCUACACCCAGGAGGACGGCGUCCAGUUCAAGGAGGAGACCGACGCCGAGGGCAACCGCCGCGGCGCCUACAGCUACGUGGACCCGUCGGGCGUGAGGCGCACCGUCAGCUACACCGCCGGCAAGAACGGCUUCCAGGCGUCCGGCGACCACCUGCCCCAGGCCCCCGCGGCCCCGCCCGCGGCCGCGCCCCAGCCCCAGUACCAGCCGCAGCCCCAGUACCAGCCGCCCCAGCAGCAGUACCAGCCCGCGCCCGCGUCUCACGCGUCCGGCGGCGCCUAUGACGAGACCGGCGAGUACGACCCUCGCUACAACGACCCCGCGUUCCAGCCCAACACCGGCUACCGCCCCCAGCCCGCCGCGCCCCAGUACCAGCCCCAGCCCCAGCCCCAGUACCAGCCCCAGCCCCAGCAGCAGUACCAGCCCUCGCCCAACGCCAUCCCCCAGUACAACCCCACAACCCCUCCCCCUCACCGCUUCUUCCCCCCAGGCAAGCUGGACCUCAACAGGACGCCCGACGGCUUCUCCUACAGCUUCAGCAAGAGCAGAUAAACGUCAUCAUUAGUGUACCUUCAUUUUUUACAUUAUUUUUACUAGGUAUUGUUUCUAUUUUUUUUCCAAAACACGAAGAACUAAAAAAAAAGAUAAACAUGAAUAAAAAUUGAAAAAAUUA
Messenger RNA from Frankliniella occidentalis (western flower thrips), 846 nucleotides. RefSeq names its product pupal cuticle protein Edg-78E. Gene Ontology annotation, molecular function: structural constituent of chitin-based larval cuticle. NCBI's taxonomy places the organism in Eukaryota, Metazoa, Arthropoda, Insecta, Thysanoptera, Thripidae. The coding region runs from base 36 to 725 and encodes 229 amino acids. The record is from RefSeq and is a predicted model, not a curated record. Gene Ontology annotation, cellular component: chitin-based extracellular matrix. The transcript is spliced from 3 exons.